Molecule: messenger RNA, 964 nt
Organism: Nymphaea colorata (pocket water lily)
Lineage: Eukaryota; Viridiplantae; Streptophyta; Magnoliopsida; Nymphaeales; Nymphaeaceae
Product: 22.0 kDa class IV heat shock protein-like
Exons: 2
Coding region: 270-848 (192 amino acids)
Biological process (GO): response to hydrogen peroxide; response to salt stress; protein folding
Source: RefSeq, a predicted model, not a curated record
CCUUGCUUCCACAUUCUUCUUCACUGGUUUCUGGUUUCCGUUGGUCGCCAUUAGACAGACCAAAGGAAUCAAGGAGUCCCCUGGACGAGUCGAGAGAGAUGAACCCCCACCAUCUCCAUCUCACUCUAUAAAUACCUCGACUGAGCUUUUGGGGAGGCAACAGUUUCGUGUUUCUGCGCUUAUUGGACAAGUUAAACUAUCAGGUCUCGUUUCUGCUGUGUCUUUAAAGUCUUGCCAGCAGAAGGCAGAAGGUGGGUGGUGACGGGAAGAUGAAGAGGGCAUCUUUCUUGGUGUUGUUAAUCGCGUCGUUGCUGGUGGGGGUGACGUUCCUGCCGCUGACGGCGAGCGCCCUGCUGCCCUACAGUAGGCUGUGGGACAUGAUGAUUCCUCAGGAAGCCGUGGAUCCCUUCAAGAUCCUCGAACAUUCCCCUAUUACAAUUUCCAAGUCUCUGGAUAUGACCUUGACCCUUGCUCGCGCCGAUUGGAUGGAGACGUCUCAUGCUCAUCUCAUCACCCUCGACGUCCCUGGAGUGAAGAAGGAGGACAUACAGAUUGAGGUAGAGGAGGGAAGGGUACUGAGGAUCAGCGGCGAGAGGAAAGAGGAGGAGAAGGAGGCGGAAGGCGACAAGUGGCACCGGGGGGAGAGGCCCGUCGGCAAGUUCUGGCGGCAGUUCCGGCUGCCCUUCAAUGCGAACUUGGAUGCCGUCAAGGCACACCUGGAGAAUGGUGUUUUGAAGGUAACCAUCCCCAAGCUGACGGAAGGGAAGGGUAGACAGCCUAAGGUCAUCGACAUCGUGGAAAAUCCGUCUGCCGGCGACAUCAGCGCCUCCAAGGCCGAGCUGAAAUGAAACCGCUAGCAGAAGUUGCUCUGCUGCGGCCUCCUAGAGUCUCAUCUACCGUUCUGUUCGUCCUUAGUUAGUUCGGUUGUAGUGUAUGUGAAGCAGAAUAUUUUGUGUAAUGGAAC